AGAUAGGCGAGGUUUGGCCAGAAAUCGUCUCACCACAAUUUUUUAUUUUUUUUAAAUUUCUCUGUGAUUCCGAAAAUGGAAGGAACCAGCGUAGUGGCGGUGUACGGAAACGGUGCGAUAACGGAGGCGAAGAAAUCUCCCUUCUCCGUGAAGGUGGGUCUGGCUCAGAUGCUCCGCGGCGGUGUAAUCAUGGAUGUCGUCAACGCUGACCAGGCUCGCAUCGCGGAAGAAGCCGGUGCUUGCGCCGUCAUGGCUUUGGAGCGUGUCCCCGCCGAUAUCCGCGCUCAGGGAGGCGUCGCUAGGAUGAGCGAUCCUCAGAUGAUUAAGGAGAUCAAGCAGGCCGUUACGAUUCCGGUGAUGGCGAAGGCUAGGAUUGGUCAUUUCGUGGAGGCGCAGAUCCUCGAAGCGAUCGGAAUCGAUUACAUCGACGAGAGCGAGGUUCUGACUCUCGCCGACGAAGAUCACCACAUCAAUAAGCAUAAUUUCCGGAUCCCUUUCGUCUGCGGUUGCCGGAACCUAGGGGAGGCUCUGAGGAGGAUCCGCGAAGGUGCGGCGAUGAUUAGGACUAAAGGUGAGGCUGGAACUGGUAACAUUGUGGAGGCAGUUAGGCACGUGAGGUCUGUUAUGGGUGACAUUAGGGUUUUAAGGAACAUGGAUGACGACGAGGUCUUCACUUUCGCUAAGAAGCUUGCUGCUCCUUACGCUCUCGUGAUGCAGACCAAACAGCUUGGCCGUCUUCCCGUCGUUCAGUUCGCCGCUGGUGGAGUCGCUACUCCGGCAGAUGCGGCGCUCAUGAUGCAGCUUGGAUGCGACGGUGUCUUCGUGGGAUCAGGUAUAUUCAAGAGCGGUGACCCAGCUCGUAGGGCGCGUGCGAUAGUGCAGGCAGUGACUCAUUACAGUGACCCGGAGAUGCUCGUGGAGGUGAGCUGUGGGCUUGGAGAAGCAAUGGUUGGGAUCAAUCUCAACGAUGACAAGGUUGAGAGGUUCGCUAAUCGCUCCGAGUGAAAGAAGAAAGAUAAUUUGAUAGUUUCUUGUAUCCUUCCACCUUCCUUUGUGCUUGUCUUUUCUUAGUAAUCGAUAUUCUUCCAUUUGCAGUAAUAAGAACACAAGUUGUCAGUUAUAAUAAUAAUAAUAAUGUACUACUACUAUUCUCUUAAUUCAUCUGUUGUUAUUUGGUUUUUGCCAUUGAGUGUAGAUGGAUGGAUGGUAUUAUAGGACUGUUAUUGAUUUAGAUUCACAUUUCUUAUGUCAAAUGCGCGGUCUCAGUCAUAGCGACGAGUUUACUUUGAGGGAAAUAUAAAAAAAG
Messenger RNA from Eruca vesicaria subsp. sativa (arugula), 1306 nucleotides. The record is from the annotation of a GenBank genome assembly. NCBI's taxonomy places the organism in Eukaryota, Viridiplantae, Streptophyta, Magnoliopsida, Brassicales, Brassicaceae.